This is a messenger RNA of Anopheles nili, 1921 nucleotides long. RefSeq names its product inactive selenide, water dikinase-like protein (gene Sps1). The record is from RefSeq and is a predicted model, not a curated record. The coding region runs from base 324 to 1526 and encodes 400 amino acids. Gene Ontology annotation, biological process: L-selenocysteine biosynthetic process. The transcript is spliced from 3 exons. NCBI's taxonomy places the organism in Eukaryota, Metazoa, Arthropoda, Insecta, Diptera, Culicidae. Gene Ontology annotation, cellular component: cytoplasm. Gene Ontology annotation, molecular function: selenide, water dikinase activity; ATP binding.
UGUUUUCGUCCCGGCCAGUGAGAUAAAGUACUGCGAUCGAAAAUAUUUUCGUAUCUAAGCACUGCGUCUAAAAGCAGCACAGUUGGCAGCAGGUACACCUUGUACAGCAGUGCUGCAGUUCAGAUCGGAAAAAAAUCUACAAAAGUAGCCGCAGACGAAACGACGCUUCGUUGCUGUGGUUUUCGCUGCUGUUCGUGCGUCAAGCUUUCCGACUAACCGGCAGUUCUGUAAAUUUGUGCAACGGAUACUUUACUUUGUGCAAUUCGACUGCGCUUGCGGAAUCAUCACAACACCACUCUUAGUGGGAUAACGGGCAAUUAACGAUGGCUUUAAAAAUGGAAGAAUACCAUCAAGAUCCGAUGGUCCAGCUGGAGUUGGGUGGCAAUUCUGGUCUGGUUCUUCGUCGUCCUUUCGACCCGACGGCACACGAUCUAGAUGGAUCGUUCCGCUUAACCCGGUUCGCCGAUCUUAAGGGUCGUUGUUGUAAAGUCCCGAAGGAGGUGCUUGAAAAAUUAGUGUCCUCGUUGCAACAGGACUACAUGCAGGAUCCGGACCAACCUUACAUGCCAAUGUCCUCGCCCCGGAUUGGCAUCGGGCUGGACUGUUCGGUAAUUCCGUUGCGCCACGGAGGCCUGUGCAUGGUGCAAACAACAGACUUUUUCUAUCCGAUCGUCGACGAUCCCUACAUGAUGGGAAAAAUUGCGUGUGCCAACGUGUUGAGCGAUCUAUAUGCCAUGGGUGUCACGGAGUGCGACAAUAUGCUCAUGCUUUUGGCCGUCAGUACCAAGAUGAUCGAGAAAGAACGCGAUGUUGUCAUUCCGUUGAUAAUGCGUGGAUUUAAGGAUUCUGCCCUGGAAGCGGGAACGAGCGUUACCGGUGGUCACAGUGUUGUGAAUCCGUGGUGUACCAUUGGUGGAGUGGCCACCACCAUCUGCCAGCAAAACGAAUUCAUUGUGCCCGAUAAUGCCGUCGUAGGAGAUGUGCUAGUGCUGACGAAAGCGCUCGGCACUCAGGUCGCUGUUAACGCGCACCAAUGGUUAGACCAAUCGGAAAGAUGGAACCGUAUCAAACUCGUAGUUUCGGAAGAGGACGUCCGAAAGGCAUAUCACCGCGCGAUGGAUUCCAUGUCGCGAUUGAAUCGCGUUGCCGCGCGGCUUAUGCACAAGUACAACGCACAUGGUGCCACCGAUGUGACCGGGUUUGGGUUGCUUGGUCAUGCCCAAACGCUGGCUUCGCACCAGAAAAAUGAGGUGUCCUUCGUCAUCCACAACUUGCCUGUAAUCGCUAAGAUGGCAGCUGUUGCCAAGGCCUGCGGUAACAUGUUCCAGCUGUUGCAGGGCCACUCAGCGGAAACAUCCGGAGGAUUGUUGAUUUGCUUGCCGCGCGAGCAAGCUGCCGCAUACUGCAAAGACAUUGAGAAACAGGAAGGAUGCCAAGCGUGGAUUAUCGGCAUUGUUGAGAAGGGAAGCCGCACGGCACGAAUUAUUGAUAAGCCGCGGGUGAUCGAAGUGCCAGCUAAGGACUAAGAGAUUAUAAUUUUCUUUUUCAUUUCGUAUGGUAAAAAUUCAUUUACUUGUUAUGAAUAGUUUAUACCCGAUUUGAUUAUGAGAUAAUGAAGCAUUCUCAAACAUACUGAUAUCUGCUCGUUAUUUGGGCAAGUUGACACAACAGCAAAACAAUGGAUGUAACAUGCUUUGCAGAAAUUGAAUUGCUUUUGAUUAUUUGGAUAAAUACGUUGGGUAAAUAUUGCAAUAAAACACAGAUGAACUGAAAUGCAAUACGCUUGUGUAUCGCAUGCUGGAGGUAUAAUGUAAAUGCAAAUUAUAUGUACAUUUUUGUUCAGUGGUGUGUGAACGGAGAGUAUAUGCAUUUGAGGAAUCAACUCGAUCACUUUUAUUUGAAUGGCCCUUGGAAAGAUAAU